AUGAAAGGUGGCUGUACUGCGGCACAGCUCCUCGGCGCGUCUGGGAGGUCUUUCUGUUCCACAGGGUCGGGCCCCGCUGCCCUGCAAGAGGUUUUCGAGGCUUCCCCGGACCCUGUCAGAGGGGGCGGGGGGGCCUCGGGCCAGGCUGGAAAGUGGACCAUCUGGGGCAAGGAGGCCUUCGACCAGAACUUCAACUGUGCGAGGGGCUUCAUUCAACAAAGCGCCGCAAACGCAGAUCUGCCGCACACCCUGCGCUCCCUGUGGCAGUGUUGGGAUGGCAAGGCCUGGGCA
This is a messenger RNA of Symbiodinium necroappetens, 291 nucleotides long. The record is from the annotation of a GenBank genome assembly. NCBI's taxonomy places the organism in Eukaryota, Dinophyceae, Suessiales, Symbiodiniaceae.